This is a messenger RNA of Felis catus (domestic cat), 4335 nucleotides long. RefSeq names its product ceruloplasmin. Gene Ontology annotation, cellular component: plasma membrane. Gene Ontology annotation, biological process: iron ion transport. Gene Ontology annotation, molecular function: oxidoreductase activity; copper ion binding. The record is from RefSeq and is a predicted model, not a curated record. The transcript has 19 exons. NCBI's taxonomy places the organism in Eukaryota, Metazoa, Chordata, Mammalia, Carnivora, Felidae. The coding region runs from base 217 to 3465 and encodes 1082 amino acids.
AUCAGAGAAGCCUGGCAACAGAAACCUUUUUUUUCCCCCUGGGCUUACGAGAACUGAGCUGAAGUGGGAAACGUUAUUUGCUUUUACGAAACAAUUUACUUUUGUGCAACCUGAAGAUGUGUCAAUCAAGCAAAUAAAGGAAGAAAGCCUUAUUUAUAAAAUUGCCUGCUUCUGAUUUCACUUUGUUGCUUCUCAGGCUGCACGAGGGAAAAAAAAAUGAAGAUUUUGCUGCUGGGUCUUUUUCUACUUUUAUAUAGUAACUCAGCCUGGGCGACAGAGAAACAUUACUACAUUGGGAUUAUCGAAACAACUUGGAACUAUGCGCCUGACAAUGGGGAAAAGAGACUAAUUUCAGUUGACAAGGAUCAUUCAGAUAUCUAUCUUCAAAAUGGCCCAGAUAGAAUUGGAAGGUUGUAUAAGAAGGCCCUUUAUGUUCAGUACACAGACAGAACUUUUAGCACAAUUAUAGAAAAACCUGUCUGGCUGGGGUUUUUAGGCCCUGUUAUCAAAGCUGAAACUGGAGAUCAAGUUUAUGUUCACCUAAAAAACUUUGCCUCUAGGCCCUACACUUUCCAUCCACAUGGAGUAACUUACCAUAAGGAACAUGAGGGGGCCAUCUAUCCUGAUAACACCACAGAUUUUCACAAAGCAGAUGACAAAGUGCAUCCUGGUGAGCAGUACACAUAUGUAAUGAACGCCACCGAAGAGCAAAGUCCUGGUGAGGAAGAUAGCAAUUGUGUGACCAGGAUUUACCAUUCCCACAUUGAUGCUCCAAAAGAUAUCGCCUCAGGACUCAUCGGACCUUUAAUAUUCUGUAAAAAAGAUUCUCUGGAUCAAGAAAAAGAAAAAAAUAUUGACCAAGAAUUUGUGCUGAUGUUUUCUGUGGUGGAUGAAAAUCUCAGCUGGUACCUAUAUGACAACAUUAAAACCUACUGCUCUGAACCAGAGAAAGUUGAGGAAGAUAACGAAGAUUUCCAAGAGAGUAACAGGAUGUAUUCUGUGAAUGGAUAUACUUUUGGAAGUCUCCCAGGACUCUCCAUGUGUGCAGAAGACAAAGUAAAUUGGUAUCUUUUUGGCAUGGGUAAUGAAAUUGAUGUGCACUCAGCUUUCUUCCACGGCCAAGUAUUGACUAAUAAGGGCUACCGUAUUGAUACAGUCAAUCUCUUUCCUGCUACCCUCUUUGAAGCUUUUAUGGUGGCCCAGAGUCCUGGAGAAUGGAUGCUUAGCUGUCAGAAUCUAAACCACCUGAAAGCUGGUCUGCAGGCCUUUUUCCAGGUACGAGACUGUAACAAGCCUUCAUCAGAGGACAGUAUCCUUGGGAAACAUGUCAGGCAUUACUACAUCGCUGCUGAGGAAAUCAUCUGGAACUACGCACCCUCUGGAAUAGACACCUUCACCCAAGAAAAUUUAACAGCACCUGGAAGUGCUUCAGAGGUAUUUUUUGAACAAGGUCCUACAAGAAUUGGAGGAUCUUAUAAAAAGCUGGUUUAUCGUGAGUACACAGAUGCCUCCUUCACAAAUCAAAAGAAGAGGGGCCCUGAAGAGGAACAUCUUGGCAUCCUGGGUCCUGUCAUUUGGGCAGAGGUGGGAGACAGGAUCAGAGUCACUUUCCAUAACAAAGGAACAUAUCCCCUCAGUAUUGAGCCCAUUGGGGUGAGAGUCAGUAAGGACAACGAGGGCUCCUACUAUGCCUCACAUCACAACCCCUCAAGUGGAAGUGUGCCUCCUUCAGCCUCCCAUGUGGCACCUCAACAAACAUUUACCUAUGAAUGGACUGUGCCCAAAGAAGUGGGACCCACUUACAAAGACCCUGUCUGUCUAUCUAAGAUGUAUUACUCUGCUGUGGAUCCCACUAAAGAUAUAUUCACUGGGCUUAUUGGGCCAAUGAAAAUAUGCAGGAAAGGAAGUUUACAUGAAAAUGGGAGACAGAAAGAUGUAGACAAGGAGUUCUAUUUAUUUCCCACAGUGUUUGAUGAGAAUGAAAGUUUACUCCUAGAUGAUAAUAUUAGAAUGUUUACAACUGCACCUCACCUGGUAGAUAAGGAAGAUGAAGACUUUCAGGAAUCUAAUAAGAUGCACUCCAUGAAUGGAUUCAUGUAUGGGAAUCAGCCUGGUCUCAGUAUGUGCAAAAGAGAGUCAGUCGUGUGGUACUUAUUCAGCGCUGGAAAUGAGGCUGAUGUACACGGGAUUUACUUUACAGGAAACACAUAUCUGUCAAAAGGAGAAAGAAGAGACACAGGAAACCUCUUCCCUCAAACAAGUCUUACACUCUUCAUGCAGCCUGAUGCUCAAGGGACAUUUGACGUUGAGUGCUUAACAACCGAUCACUAUACGGGAGGCAUGAAGCAAAAAUACACUGUGAACACAUGCAGGCAACAGGCUGAGAACCCAAGGUCCUCCCAGGGACAGCGGACCUACUACAUCGCGGCAGUGGAGGUGGAGUGGGAUUAUUCCCCAAGCAGGGAGUGGGAAAAGGAGCUGCAUCACUUACAAGAACAAAAUGUUUCAAAUGCAUUUUUAGAUAAGGAAGAAUUUUACAUAGGCUCAAAGUACAAGAAAGUUGUGUAUCGGCAAUACACCGACAGCACGUUCAGCGUUCCAGUGGAAAGGAAGGCUAAAGAAGAACACCUGGGAAUUCUAGGUCCACAACUUCAUGCAAAUGUUGGAGACAAAGUUGUAAUUGUCUUUAAAAACAUGGCCACAAGGCCUUACUCAAUACAUGCCCAUGGAGUGAAAACAGAGGAUUCUAUAGUUACUCCAACUUUACCAGGUGAAACUCACACAUACAUAUGGAAAAUCCCAGAAAGAUCUGGAGCUGGAACAGAGGAUUCUGCUUGUAUUCCAUGGGCUUACUAUUCAACGGUGGAUCAAGUUAAGGAUCUUUAUAGUGGAUUAAUUGGCCCACUGAUUGUUUGUCGGACACAUUACAUGAAAAUAUUCAAUCCUAUAACGAAACUGGAAUUUUCUCUUCUGUUUUUUGUUUUUGAUGAAAAUGAAUCCUGGUAUAUAGAUGAAAACAUCAAAACAUACUCUGAGCACCCUGAGAAAGUAAACAAAGAUGAUGAGGAAUUCAUAGAAAGCAAUAAGAUGCACGCUAUUAAUGGAAGAAUGUUCGGGAACCUACAAGGCCUCACAAUGCGUGUGGGAGAUGAAGUCAAUUGGUAUCUGAUGGGAAUGGGCAAUGAAAUAGACUUGCACUCUGUACAUUUUCACGGCCACAGCUUCGGAUACAAGCACAGGGGCAUCUAUAGGUCUGAUGUCUUCGACAUUUUCCCUGGGACCUUCCAAACUCUAGAAAUGUUUCCAAAAACACCUGGAAUCUGGUUACUCCACUGCCAUGUGACUGACCACAUUCAUGCUGGAAUGGAAACUACUUACACGGUUCUACCAAAUGAAGGUAGUACCUGGUACACAAGAAAGCUACCCCCUCCCGCCCCUCCGCCCCGUCAAUAUAAUUUCAAAUAGUCAAUCAGGCAGAAAUGAUGUCUUUCUGCACUUCUAGGGUGAAGAGAAGCAUUAGUGAUUAUUGUUUGUCGAGAUUGUCUUAGUCCAUUCAGGCUGCUAUAACAAAAUACUGGACUAGGUAGCUUAUAAACAGUGUAUAUUUAUUUUCACGGUUCUGGACGCUGUUAAUCUGAGAUCAGGGUGACAGCAUGGUUGGAUGAGAGUCCUUUUCUGGGUUGCAGACUUCUUAUUAUAUCUUUACGUGGUGGAAGAGAUUAACUAGCUCUUUGGGACCUCUCUGAUAAGGGCACUAAUCUCAUUCACGAGGGCUCCACCCUCACAGCCUAAUCACUUCCCAAAGGCCCUACCAGGUAAUACUGUCACCAUGGGCAUUCGGUUUUCAACAUAGGAAUUUGGGGGGGACACAAACAUUUAGACCAUAGCAAAGAUCCAGGGGAAAAAAAUUGAAUCUAAAUUCCCUGUUUUUCCCACCCCAGCAAUAAUACUCCCUCCUGUGUGCAUACACAUAAGCACAGGAAGCACAAGAAAAUGAACAGCCCUUUAGUGGAUAUUCACAAAAUGUGUUCUAUAGAGUGAAAUUCCCACUGUGUGGCUGCAGGCUUUGUGUUUCUUGGGUCUUCUGGGUUCAGAACUAUUAGAAUUGGCAAUGGCAAAUCCAAUGGGGGGAAAUGAUGUAGAGAAAACACCUCCUUGUGUUUCCUCUUCCAAAUGGGCAUAGAAGGGGACAUAUAGAUGGAAGAAAAUAUAGAAAUAAAUUUCUUAAAAGCUAAAAGUCACUGAAAGAUCAACGAUUAGUGCAAACGACAAGUUUUAAUUUCUGCUCCUGGGUUUUACACAAACACGUCAUAACAUGAGAAACUAUUCUAUUAA